GCAGCUGGGCGAGGACAACAGACCGCCGACAAUCGACUUCGCUGAUUUCGCGAAGCUCCUCUCUCGCUGCGAAAAUGGGGUUGGAGCGGGGCCAUCAGGAAUGACUUUCGAGCAUCUUCGCGAUGCCUCGCUCACCAACCCCUCAGUCGCCAGGCACCUCCACGAGCUCGACCAGAUCUGCCGCACGAGGUCAGCGAGCUCCUAACCUCCUCACGCCUCCUGGCACUCACCAAACCAGAUGGAGGUACUCGCCCCAUCGCUAUCGGCGAGUGCCUGCAUCGACUGGCGGCUAAAUCCGCACUCAACACAACCGGCACAAGUCUAUUUCCUCCCACACCAAUUCGGGGCGGCAGUCAGGGGUGGAGGAGAGAUAAUCAUCCACGCCACCAGGGGCUUCACCUCCGCGCGCCCGGGAUCGCUGAUCCUGCAGGUCGAUCUCUCAAACGGGUUCAACAAUGUUGACUGUGGGGCUAUCAUUUACGCCAUCAAUCACUCACCCCUGCGCCCCCUUCUACCGUUCAUACAAUUCUCGUAUGGGGCACCGUCCCUGUUUUACCUCUUUGCGGCUGCCAUCCACCCUGCGCUCCAGGCCACCGCGGCAGCCCACCCCGGGGUCCUCUGCCUCGCCUACGCAGACGAUGUGACCUUCGUAGGCGACCCCGGUGCCUGCACCUCGGCGUUCCUAGACUUCACGGCCGCCAUGGAACGCAUCGGCCUCUCCGACAACCCCGCAAAAUGCGUGGCAUGGUCCGCCGAGCGCCCCGCGGGCCGCGCCUGACUGCCUUCCGCCAGACAUACCCUUCAACGUGCUGGGCAGUUUCAUAGGCACACCAGAAGGCACAGCAGGUUUCCUCCGCACCCAGCUGGCCGUGCUCGCCGAACCCCUCGCCACACUGGCCACGAUGGACCCCCAGUCCUCCUCCCUCCUCCUCACACGCUGCGUGUCCAGGCGUGUCUCGUACCUAACCCGCACCACCCCCCUGGAUUUCCUGCCCCUGGAGGCUUGGUCCGAGUGGGGCAGGGAGCUAUUUCACACCCUACUACGCGCCUGCAACCUCUAGCCACCUCGGGGUGAGUCGGAGCGGGCGCGUAUUUGGGCCCAGGCAUCUCUCCCUCUCUCUCUCGGAGGGCUGGGCCUCACCGAUCCAGCGAUUGAAGGGCAUCCGGCUUUUCUCACUAGCGUCACCCAAGCUCAGGCCUCCUAGCUGCCCUCCCAGCGGCGACCAGAGGGCCCCUGGCCGACUCGGUACGCCACCUCACACCACCCUUUACCAGCCCCACCCACCUGCAUACCUGGCUGGCGAGGUGUGAAUCGGCGCUGCCCCGGCGGGUCUUGGAGCUUCUACAAUCCGAGCGAGGUGAACCCUCGGGCUCCCCUCUCCAACACCGCUUGUCCCUCGAGGUUCAGGCCAUGCGAUACGCCGACCAAGUGGCAGCAUCGCGGGCAAUGGACCCAAACCCAUACUCCGGCCACACGCAACGCCUCUUCUCCCUGGCCGGGUACGGAGCAGGAGACUGGAUCCAUGCCAUUCCCAUCCUCCCCUCCCUCCGCCUCGAAGCCCCACACUUCGCCAUUGCCCUGGCCUUCCGCUUCGGCCUUCCGUUCCCAGCCCCCCGCAACUGCAACUGCGCCGAGGAAUUCGAAAUCCUUGACACACGGCUGCCCAAUCACCUCUUUCGGUGUGGCACUGGGCACGGGCGGACAGACACCCAUGAUGCCCUGCGGGAUGAGAGCAUCUGGAUGGCCCGGGAUGCUGACUUCAUAGUCACUAAGGAGACAACCAUCUACAGCCCUGUCGACGGCCACAAGGCCGACCUCGCAAUUCGCGACCGCAGCUCCGGCGCCGUCUGGAUCUGCGACGUCACCGUCACAGACCCCAUCAGCAGCCGGGACCCGGAUGCACGGACAGGACGAGGAUACAUGGCCCGAGAGCAAGCUGACAAGAAGAUCUACCACUACCGCAACCGGGCUCCCUAUGUUGGUUUCUUCCCACUGGCGGUCGAGACAUACGGCUGCCCCUGCGCCGAAGUCCCUACCUUCCUGAAGUUGCUGGCGGACACAGGGGCCAGGAGGCUCUUCAAUGCGGACCCCAGCUCCUACCAAGCAGCAAAACUGCUCCAUCAGUUCCGCCAGCGCUGGUCCGUGACGCUCCAGCGGGCGCAGGCCUUGGCUUACCUGGGCAAAGUUAACGAAGCCUCCCCUGCCCCCCACACCCCCGUGGAUACCCCCGACGCCGACAUGGCUCUAGGGGACUGCUUUGCCGUGGCAGAGCCCCUAGGGGAGCUCGAGUAGGCUUGGGCCCCUUAAACAUGCACGUACCUUGUCUCGUUGCCUUCUGCCUGCCUAGCCUGUACCCAGGUUCCAAGCGAUAAACGGACCGCUUGAGAGAGAGAGGAGUGUGGGGCACAUGGAUGCACGGAUAAAUGCACACCUUUUUGUGUCUUUUUUCAUGUCUGUGCUGGUGCUGGUGGUGUGUGUGUGUGUGUGUGUGUGUGUGUGCGUGUGUGUGUGUGUGUGUGUGUGCACACGGGUGUGUCCAUGUGCAUGUAUGUGUGGGAGUACGUGCGUGCGUGUGUGUGCAUGUGCGCAUGUGCAUGUGCGUGUGUGAGCACAUGCACGAGUCGCAGCUGGAGUCGCAGGAGUUGAAGCAGCAGGUGCAGCCACACGCCUCGCAUCUCCUUGUGCUCUCCACCAUCUCUGCCUCCUCGCCCUCCGCACCCCUGCCGCCCAAUCCUUUGGACCUCAGCAACAGCCCCCCGCACCCUGCAGCACAGGCACCAGCCCACCCUGCCAGCACUGCUGCUGCCGCCAUGCAAGCAGCAGGGGACCCUGCACUGGCAGGUGCCACAGCAGGAGCAGGAGCAGCAGCAGUGGGGGCAGGCAGUGCUGCAGACGUGGCAACAGCUGCAGCAAAAUCAUCAGCAGCGUCCGGAAACCGCGUCUCCUCUUCAGCCCAGCCCCAUGUGCUCCCUCACUCACUCCCCUCCCUGCCACCGUACCCUUCCCUCCCUUCCACACUCCCCCACUCCACCUUCCACUCCUCUUCAGCCUCUCCUUAUGAGUCGACUCAGCAAUCCCCUUCAGCCUCUCCCCACACCCCACCCCUCCCCAGCAGACCCACUCCUCCUCCCACUCUUCCCCUACCCCAGUCCAUCCC
Messenger RNA from Closterium sp. NIES-67, 3158 nucleotides. The record is from the annotation of a GenBank genome assembly. Lineage: Eukaryota; Viridiplantae; Streptophyta; Zygnematophyceae; Desmidiales; Closteriaceae.